Siniperca chuatsi (mandarin fish) is the source of this 13574-nucleotide messenger RNA. RefSeq names its product pleiomorphic adenoma gene 1 (gene plag1). Bases 3816 to 5249 code for a protein of 477 amino acids. Gene Ontology annotation, biological process: regulation of transcription by RNA polymerase II; cell fate commitment. Gene Ontology annotation, molecular function: RNA polymerase II cis-regulatory region sequence-specific DNA binding; histone deacetylase binding; DNA-binding transcription factor activity. Gene Ontology annotation, cellular component: nucleus; cytoplasm. The record is from RefSeq and is a predicted model, not a curated record. The transcript has 3 exons. NCBI's taxonomy places the organism in Eukaryota, Metazoa, Chordata, Actinopteri, Centrarchiformes, Sinipercidae.
UUAAAAAAACAGCAUAUACACAAGCAUUUAUUAAAAGAUAAAUAAAAACAAAAAACACAAUAUAAAACCUAAUUCAAAAUGCACUACGCUAAAGAACAAAGGGUAUGUGUGUGUGGAUUAUCCAAAAUGGCUGCUUGGAUUCAAAAUGGUGGCUUAGGCGAUGUUUGAAAAAGAGUGUGGCUCUGUUAAAGGUCAAUUUGGAAUUUAUGUGUGUGAUCAGUGUUCAGAAUGGUGCCUUAGGCCAAUACUACAUGUCGUCAGACAGAGAAAGUUAAUUCAAAAUGGCGGUGAGGCCACAUGACGUUAAACAAAGGAAACUAAUUCAAAAUGGCGGCUAAGCCAGAUAUGCCACAUGGCAUUAGACAAAGAAAGUUAAUUCAAAAUGGCAACCAUGUUUGAAAAAGAGUGUGGCUCUGUUAAAGGUCAAAUUGGAGUUAUGUGUGUGAUCGGUGUAGUAUAAUAGUGCCUAGUUAAAAGAGAGUUAGCUAGCAUGCAAAGACACUUGUUUGUUUGAAGCAAAACGUUAAAUAACAUCAACUUAGCAUGUGUCUACCAAAUCUUAACAGGGGGGAAGCACACAACAAUACAACUCAAUGAACCAAAUUAAUACUUAUACAUUCACAAAAGUAACACAGCCCUGUGCUUAGCCAUGUACUCUGCUAUUCUAUGUUAUGCCCAGUUAUAUGCUCAGUGGUUACGUUACCAGUCAAAGUCACAAAUGAACAAAUUCAUCUGUGGAGUUCCAAUGGUCCCAACACUGAGUUUUGCGAGUGAGUGCUAACUCCUGGUUUGAUGAAAAAGUCUACCUCCAUACUUUUUUCAUUCUUUUUGUCAGUAGAGUCUAAACUUGACGUUUUGUUUCUGUUGGGACAUGCACUACUUCAGCAGUUGUUCCUUCUCCCCAUACAUUGAAACCUCCUGUGAUUUUUAGUAAAUGCAAACAUGCAAAAACACUGGUCAAUCAUGGCAAAUAUUUUAGACUGUUUAAGAAAUGAGAGUAUAAUUGUGACAUAGGCAUGUAAAUAGCAUACCCACAUAACAGUAUUUUCCUAAAGGUUUUGAAUAAAUAUCAAAGGAGAAAGAACCAAAAGAACAUUUGGAGGAAUAAUUUUUUCUGGUUAACCCAACACUAAGGCAGCAGGCUGUCACACACACAAAUACACACACACACACACACACAGAGCUUAGACACCACACAAACAUAUAAAUGACUAACCAAAAACGUAAUAUUUGCAAUAUAAUAUUUGCAAUAUAAAAUAUAUAAAAUAAUAUCAAUAACAAUAAUGAGUUGAAUCAGCUACAUAGAAACAACAGUAGUUCAAAAAGAGACAGAAAACGGUGCCACAAUUUAUUAUCUCCGCUAGGUGUAAGACUGGAGGGGAUUGUGUGUGCGUGUGUGUAUUUGUCCGCAGCUAAUCUCACAUACUACUGGACCCAUCAGCCUAAUAUUUUUUUUGCGCAUAUAUAAUUGUAUGCUCAAGGACCUCUCGUAGUUGCGCUGAUUCACAAUUUUUGAAAAUUUUCUUGACUGCUCUGUUUAUACGGCCAGUUUAGAAUCUUGUUUCCGCUAGGUUAGUGAUGGACAGAUGAAACCUGAUGAACCUUUGGGGCUUUCUUUCUAUUUGUACCUAAAAAGAUUUGAAGCUUCGGGGCUUUAAACUCAGCAAACAUAGUGAUAUCUGGUGGCUUGGAAAACUUAUAGCAGCCCUAGAAGACUGGGGUUGAAGCACCACCACACCUCGCUGAUAUUAACGCUUUUAGUCUUGUGUGUGCAAUACAAGUCCAAGAAGCCGGUAUCACGCCAAAGCGUGUAAUAGACACACCAGUCCACUAGAGGAUACCGUGUCAGUGUCACGUUUUGCCUCGCCUAGUCGAUCCUGUGCUGUAUUAUUAAAUCUGUAUACUUUUGUUCAGAAGUGCUGCAUUAUAUAUAGAUGGUAUUGUGCAAUAUGUUACAGUAAAAUAAUUAUGCAUUGUCCAAAAAUCCUAGAUAUAAAAUAUUUGCUGACACGAAACAUUAAUGCACCUUUUUAGUCUAGGUUAGUCCGAGUGUCAUUGUCGGUAUAGCCACCCAUCUCUACGCUAGGGACAACAUAGUCUACGUGAUCAUCUUAGUGUUGGUGGAUUCUUUUGUUGGCAUUUUCACUUUGAAAUUGAUAUUGUCUAUGCACAAUAUAAUUCAGUAGAGACUAAAUGGCAUGAAAUGACACGCGAAAAGCAAAACACGCAUUGUAAUAACACGCAAAAUGACUUAAGACAUUGGCGUCUAAUCCAUACGCCAUUUGGUGAUACCAGGCCUGGCGGAGAUCUGCACUCUUCUAGUUUAGACAGAAAUCUGGACAAACACUCUCUCCAUCCCCUGAGAAUAAAGAAAUGUGUCCUCUACACUGUCGUAGUAUCUCAUUUCAUUGGGUGGCUUAUUCAACCAAUUCUAUGCAUAAAAAUAACAAGCCUAAACAUGGCAUUUGUGGUUGAUAUUGCCUAAUUGAAGGCAGCUGGAGAUGUUUUAUUUUUCAACAGGACUGCAUGAAAAAUUGAAGCUGUGUGCGAGGUGGGAAAUGCUAUAAAAAAGUACUGAAACACAAAAAUUUUUAGAAGCACUUGUUUAAAAGCCGUCUGUGGUUUGGUUCUGUUUUACAUUUCUGAUUUUUUUUAAUUUCCUCUUCUUCACCAGGAUUCCUGGAAGGUCUGUUGCUUAUGAUAUUUUUCUUUUACAUCGGCCAUCGGUAUAAUAUUACAGGGACUUUCAAUCUGUGCAUCCUAUCUAGAGUCUUACCAGGUAACAGUGGAAAGUAGAAUAUUCAUAACACACCCACAUCAUGAUCACCACACCAGCUUGGACCAGCACAAAAGAACACAUACUAUUAUGGUGUUAUCGGUAUCAUUGUCGUUUUCGCCAGUUCACUGCUGUGAAAUAAAGGCUUGAGUCUGUAAUCCAGUUGGAAUUAGAGGGAUUUGAGGUAGUAAGGACAUGAAGUCUAGCAUGCCUUGUUUUGUUUUGGGCACUCAAAAGAGUCAGGUUCAAUCAGACUUGAUCAACUUUCAGACAGGUUUAAAAAAAACUACAGGGGCCUGCUUUGUGAAGCCAGAUUAGUUAGUUAGCCCGCUAUCUUAGAAUUUAACUGGGGUUUUCUGAUAUCACAAAGAUGGCUCUCUUUUAACCGUGGUAGAUCACCAUGGUAAUGGCUAUGCUACAUGGCUAACCAGAUUAACUUCAGAGGAUCAACUGUCAACAGCCUGAAUCCGAUCACUGUAAACAUGGAGUCCUCAUUCCUGGAGGAUCCUGACAGGUACAAAAGUACUGAGUUUACAAUAAAGUGACAAGUUAUAAAGAUUAUUAUUUAUUAUUAUACUCUAUUAUUGGUCAGAAGAAUCACUUUGUUGUUCCAGACUUUCCAAUCAAUUCAAUUCAAUUUUAUUUAUAUAGCACCAAUUCAUAACAUAAGUUAUCUCAUUGCACUUUUCCUAAAGAGCAGGUCUAGACCGUAUUCAUUAUAAUAUUAUUUUCAGAGACCCAACAAAUCCCACCAUGAGCAAGCACUUGGCAACAGUGGCGAGAAAAAAACUGGGUUUAAAACAGCUUCUGGCAAAUGGUCAGAUAGUUUACCACUGUAAUGAAUGACAAUUAUUCUUUUAUUUCUGACAGGAUUCCUGACAGCGUAGAUGCUUUAACGCUCUUAUUUCAUCACUACAACUCAGAAUAACAAGAGGCCCCUGAGUCCGGGCGGUGUUGAGCACAUAAAACUGGAUAGAAUAAUUGCAUCAGUACUAGUUGGGCACUGCGCCCCUGUGUAGCUGGUCUGCCUUAGAGUGCCAUGGCCACAGGAACCCAGGACCACAGUGACCACGUCCUGGAGAAAGCCAAGCUUGCGCCGCCAGCGGGGAGGCGCAGGAAGGCAGAGGGGAAGCUGAAGAAGAAUUUUCCCUGCCAAGAGUGUCAGAAAGCUUUCAAUAGUCUGGAGAAGUUAAAGGUGCACUCGUACUCGCACACAGGAGAAAGACCCUACCGCUGUUCCCACCCCGACUGCACCAAGGCUUUCGUCUCCAAAUACAAGUUGCUACGGCAUAUGGCAACUCACUCACCAGAAAAAAACCACAAGUGUUCAUACUGUGAGAAAAUGUUCCACCGCAAGGAUCACUUAAAGAAUCACCUACACACUCAUGACCCUUACAAGGAGGCGUUCACCUGUCAGGAGUGUGGCAAGAGCUACAACACCAAGCUGGGCUUCAAACGCCACCUUGCCCUCCAUGCCGCCAACAGUGGAGACCUCACUUGCCAAGUGUGCCUGCAGCCAUUCCCCAGCACUGGGGUUCUUCUGGAACACCUCAAAACACACGCUGGCAAGUCCUCUGGUGGAACCAAAGAGAAAAAGCAUCACUGCGAGCAUUGUGAGCGGCGAUUUUACACCCGUAAAGACGUGCGACGCCACAUGGUGGUGCACACUGGACGCAAGGACUUCCUUUGUCAGUACUGUGCCCAGCGCUUUGGUAGGAAGGACCACCUGACACGUCAUGUGAAAAAGAGCCACGCCCGGGAGCUGCUGAGGGUAAAAACUGAGCCAGCAGAUUCGCUGGAGCCCGUUGUCUACGACUUGGUGUCUGGGGGCAUCAAAGGCGAGCUCCCAGGAAUGCUGGUGCAGAGGCCGCACCAGUCCAACAUGUACACAGGCCCCGUCCUGGACACAGAGCCCUUCCCCACCCCCUUUUCUUUAAAGUACCCACUGGGCUCCAACUUUACCUCAUACACUGUCUCCUCCCAGGAGCGGGAGCAGAAUCUAAAGGGAGAACUGGAGACAUACCUGAUGGAGCUGCAGAGCAGCAUGCCCUCCUCAUCCUCUGCAGCCCAAGAACCCCAACUCUCCUCCUCCAAACUUGUGUUGGAGACUCAAGUUGGCAUGCAGGAGGAAGCAAGCCAGGAGAUGUCCCUGUCCAAAAUGUCUACACCGAUGGCAGAAACCACCGCAGGUGACUCUCUGGCCUCAUCCUCUUCUCUGAUGGACUUCUCACAACUUUUCAACUUCCUGCCGCUCAACGGGCCUCCAUACAACCAGGCAGGGGGAAGCGGGGGGCAGGGAGUUGUCUAUCCACCCAACGAAGAGCCCACACCUCUCGUCCAACUGCCCCCCCAGCCACCAGAAGGCCCAGAGGCUGCAGAGAAUCCGCUUCAAGGGCUCUCUGCAGCCUCCUCCUUCAUAUCCAACCUGAGCGCUCCCACCACACUGCCCCGUUUCCACCAAGCUUUUCAAUGAUCCAGUAUGUACUGCGCAUGGCACACAAGCACUCUAACACUCACAUACUGACACACAUGAUGAGCUACAGUACACAACCACACCGACAGACACAGAAACAAGAUGCCAGUAACACGUUUGAAGAUAUUAGCACUUCUGUCCAUUUAAUAUGACAACAUGAGCAGACUCUAACACACGCAACAGACACAUGAUGAGCAACACUGACAGCAGCACACACACAUACAACACACACACAAACCAAGGUUUGGCUUAAUCAGCUUUCUAAUUUCUACUGUUGUAGGGAUGUCUUCUUUUCACCUAUCAAGCUUUUUAUUGACAAGGCAAAUCUUCACCACCAGUAUUCCUAGUGAUGUGCUCACAUAAUAGCAGAAGAAUGAUCCUCUUGUGCUGGCUGUUAAUGCAAAUACAAUUUCCAAAUGCUCAGUUUCUUGCUAUUUGCAAGUUUUAUAACCUAUCAUGAUCUGUUCUGAUUACCAGGAGAAACUACUUUUCAAAGACCUGCAAGCUACAAUAUACAUAUACAUCUUUAAUCGCAGCACAAGCAAUAUAAUUCAACCUUGGGCAUAAAGUUUCGGUGCAGCACUGCUCUGUGCACUGCACUACUAACGUAAGUGCAAAAACACGCCACAUACACAUUAACAGAGCAAAAAUGUUUUUUCCGCAAUAAUGUGGACACAGCUUAACUGUAACAGUGAGCUGUGUCAGUUUAAACAUGAAUUAGCCUUUUGGGAGUUGGAGAAUUGUCACAUAGAUUAAUGAUAAUAGUAAUUUGAUUGCAGAUUGAUUUUCUUUUCUUUCCCUAACCCCACAUGCUUUAGAAUAGAUUGACCUUAGUAUGCAGAUUUUGCAUUGUGUAUUGUUUUUGUGCAGCACUUUGAACUUUGUGAUGUCAUCUGUCAUCACAGUUGACCGUUGUUUUAUGUCUUUCUUAUUUGUGGUAGGGACCAAUCUGUAGUUUUGGGAUGUUUUCACCCAUUUCACCCAUCAUCUGCUAUAAGUGACGGCUGAAGCGUACCAGAUUUUGGAUACAUUUUUUUUGCAAAGUUCCAGGCAGCUAUUGCGUUUCAUUAAUUUCUAAUCUGUAUGGAAAUCAAUUUACUUGAGUCAGGUGACCAUGUCUGCUUGUAUUUUUGUCAAUAACAUCACUGUAAUAUAUUCCCUUACAACUGCAUUGCCAUGCAGUACAAUGGUGUCACAUUGUCAGCAGUAAAAGCAGACCUAAUGUUCACUGUGCUGGAUUAGAUAACCCGGUUUCAAGUCUCUGCAAGUUUAUUUCCAAUACGUAGUGAAAUUAUAGGAAACCAACGGAUUCCUGGAAGGUGGCAAAUAUGCGAUAAAGGAUUUUUAGCAUAAAGUUAACGUAUAUGUGAUUAGUAGUAAAUAGGCUAAAACAUGCAAAAACAUCGGUCUGGUUCUUUUGACCAAUCCAUAAAGCAGAAGUUUAUUUAUGUUGAUAUAGACAAGGAACGGAGUAGGAACUACUGAGCAACAGUAUUACAGUUUUAUAUUUAAUUUUCGUAGCUGGAGAAUUAAGUUAAAACUUGACCAGAAAAUCUACCAACAGUGGGGACAUUUUCAUAAAAGCUGAAAUGUGUCUUUUACGGAGUUUCUUAGUUAUCCCCAACCCCAAACCAAAGUCAACCAAACACAGCUGGCUUCUACCUGCUGAAACAUUACUGUAGACUGUACAGGUAGAACAGAACUGAAAAAUCUCAUCAGGGUAUUUCAGCAUACAGCAGAGAAUGAAUUGACACCAAGGGCUGUCGUCCUCCAAUUUUCCCCCCUAAACACCCUUUCCACCACACACACAGUAUCCCCACUUGGAGAGUUAAGAUCAGCCAUGUAUCUGGAUUAACAGGCACCAGUUUCGUCACAGAAAACUGACAAAUUACGCUCUAAUACAUGACACAAAAACACACACAACCAUUCACUGCUUCAGAUCCUUACCCAGUCAGCUAGCUAAAAGGAUCCACGUUAACCACCCUAGUAGAGCUAUAUUUUAGUAGGAGUGAGUACUACAGGCCCAAUGUGUCAUUACUGAUAGUUUUGAACAUAGCUACCGAGAUGUUCCACUCUCCCCAUGUUCAUUGUGCCUUAUUUUUCAAAGAUUAUAAAAAACUAUUUUAUCAAAGACCACAAAGAAAGCACUCCGUCAAGGAUGAAGGAAGGUAUCACUGCAAAAAUGCAAAUCCCACACAAAGUAUCUCAUUUCAUUUCUUUCCUGUCUGUAGUCAAGCACCUGUGCCUUUAAUAGGACUUAGAUUUCUAUGAAAAUUACCUUGUUUGUGACUUUUGGACUGAAACUAAACUUUUUGGAGUGGAUUGGAUGUGAAAGAUACAGAAAGGUCUUUUUUCACCUAGUACCAUUCAAUUUUAUGUAUCAUAAAACGUCAUUGCAAGGGUGCUAUGCAAAAGUGAACCAUAAAAAUGCAUAUUGGGGACUAGAAAAAUAAUUUUUCAAGAAAACAAAUUUUUACAAUGUGCACCACCAAUACGCGCAUUAACAGUGAAAUGAGCAAUUACCAGAUUAAUCGCAAAUAUGACAAAAGGUAUGGUCAGUUUACCAAAUAUUCCAGCCACUCUUGCUAUCUUUGAACCAAGAGCUAGAUAUAGAAUAGAAAUAUAAAAUAUGCAUACAAUGUAGAACUCCUCAAUGGUAUAUAAAGUAAUUUUAACAUUAUGUUAAACUGCCAAAUUUAGCUGCAAUUUUGGUAAUUUAAUCUUUUGAGUGACUAUGCCACACAUCGGUAGUCAUUCGAUUUUUAAAGCCUGACUUAAAUGUUUUCCUCAGAACUUGUGCAGAGGCUUGUGAGGUGUGACUUGGAUGGAAAACAUGCUUUACUAUGUUGUGCUUCCAUUAAAACUCAACAUGCAGGUUUCCUGAACCUCAUUCAUAAAUAAUGCAAACAUACUGUAAGCUCCACUAAGUUCCAAAAUACUUCAUAGUUUAGAAUAAGCUCAGCAGUUUGAUGGUGAAAAUAAAUGUCCACAGCCACAUGUUCUGACUUCCUCUGGCAUGGCUCCACUUUAUGUUUAGAUUAAGUGGAAGUCGCCCCCUAAAACACAAAACACAUGUUAGUCCUGUAGGUUUUGACUGCUCUGCCUAAAUAUGUGAACAUUAACUCUCUGAAAACUAAAACAUGAUGGAGCUGGGAGACAUAAAGGCUCUGUUUACACUUACACAAUAAUUGAAAUAGUAAUUGAAAUUCUGAUUGUAAAUAAAAAGGAAAUAGUUGGUAUGUGGAUAGAGAUUCAUUGUAAUUGCUCUUUAAUGAUAACAGCAAUGAAAACUUCUCACAGUGUGCUUACUUAUGCUGCUGGAAAAUUAUAUUUACAUAUUUCAACAACACUGCAGUAAUACAGAAUAUCGUGAGCUUGGAAUUCUAAGGUUCAUAUGAAUUUUAAAAUCAAUCAAAAGAUGGCAAUAGAAGACUAUAGUGUCAUUAACAAUAAUUAUUUGAAGGGUUCCUUUUUUAAAAAUGUGUCUGUGGGCGCCCGCCCCUUUUUAUAUUUAGCUUUUUAAAGAACUGGAUCCAGUCUGAAUCAAACAACCAAUCAGGCUUAGCUAGCACGUAACUAGCCAAUCAUAGCAACUCUGUACAAGCAAGUCUACAAUACGUGUCUUGGUUCCUCCCUUCCAGAGGCAUGUAGAAAGGUAUGUUACAUGAGCAGAGUGUAAUGCUUUCAGACAGGGCUUGGAGCAGGAGAGGGCCAUGGCGUAACUUAUGUUAUUUUAUCUUUAUUGUGCACUGUGUGCUUAUGGUGCUUGUGGUCCAGUGGGGCUUUGACCACAUCCAGCUUUGCCCUUCCCUCUACAUGGCUCUGCUCCCUUCCUCUCAGCUAGGUUUAGUGAAUUAUUUUCCAAUACCUCCUUUGCCUACAACAGCAUAUAGUAGGUGACAAAACAGGCUAAAAGAAGGAAGACCUUGGAGGAGAAGAGAGAAAAAGAAAGCGCUAAAUUAAAAAUAGAGAGCCAAGGCUAACAACAGGAUAGCCACAGAAACGUUUGUUAUCUUAUUUUUGCUAAGUUAGCUUAAUUUAGUUGGCUUGGUUAGAUAUCAACAUAGCACUUGUUGUACUGCUACCGUUACCACUUGUCAAGAAGGAAUAGGGCAACCUCUCCAUUGCUCUUCAGCCCCUUACACUCCCAGUUUUUAAAAAUGCAAAGGGACAGGCGCCCACAGACACACAUUUUUUUAAAGGAAAACCUUCAAUUAAAUAUUGUUAGUGACAUACAAUGGUCAAAAUUAUAAUGAAAUAAUAUUGCCUACUUUCAAUUCUUGAGAUGGUAUGUUUUUGGGCUAUUUUCUGCAGUCAGCCAGGGCUUCUAACCAAACCAUCAAGAGGGGUGCUUCUCAGCAUUGUCUGAGACUUUUGUUAAUUUACAGAUUUAGAGUAAAGUCGAAGCUGUAUGUAGUAAAGCUCCACUCAGCAUGGCAUAUACUGCUAAUGAAACAGUGGUUGAUGUUUGGUCAUGAGUAGUGAAGAGAAUCAAUGAGCACUAGAUGCAUUUCAUCUCAGAUGGACAGUCAGUGCAGAUACCUCAGUGCCUCAAUCACUCCACACAGACACAAAUGCACAUUUCCACCAUGUCUUCUUUCAACAUGAAGUCAUGCACAGUAGCUUCACUGUUCAGUCAUCAGUGUGGACACAAUCAUAUUUCAUAUACAAAUCAUACAUUGUAAACAGAAGUUGUGCCUUUUUUCAUGGAAUACUUUAACAUAUCAACUGUUUGCUGUCAUUAAAAAUGAAUGUGGAAAAUACUAAAGGGCCUUUCUUAAGAAAAUUGGCACAAAUAACGGCUGUGUUGGAACAGAUGCAUGUCCCAUAUAUAUUUUUAUACAUUGUUUCUCACAGGUUAACCAUUACAGUAACAUCCACUAACAUCACCAUUCACUUAUAACCCUCUAAAUUCUGUUAAUGAUUCCAAAAAUUCCAAAGAUAUAUGCAGGAAUGAUGCACAAGACAUCUAGAAUUUUUGAAAGUCCAUUUAAAAACAUGGAGUCUUGAGUUUGAAUAUUGGACUGUGUAAAAAUUAUAGACCUUGAAAGAAGGGUUGGAACAAGCAGAUACAGAAUACAUCUGUGAUAAUAAGUAGACCUAUAAAGUGAAAAACUGAGGUUCAAGAGAUAUUUUGCUAACAACAAAAUCCUAGAAAACUACAGUUAGCACUGAUGCAUCACUUUGACAUGUCAUUAGCGACUGCCAUUACCUCUCUGGACUGUGUUGUACAUUUAGAUUUUCUAAAUGUGGUAGUGUUGCAUUGAAUACUUAGUUUGGGUUAGCCUCAUUUGUGACCUUAGCACCCUGUAUGUCACUCCAUGAUUCAGUUGCAUAGCAUUCCCAAUGUAAACCUUAGGGGAAAAGCCAAAACUUUUUUCUUUCUUUUUUUCAACCUGGCAAAAAUUUCUUGCCUGACCGUAAACAUCUGUGAGAUCACAAAAAUGCAUUUAAAGAUGCAACCUGCUCCUGGAAAAUAAAAUGUAGAUUUUCCCACUAAGGUUUGUGUAGCGGUAACAUACAGGAUACAUAGGUCACAAAUGGGGCUAUGUUUGGGUUAGUUGUCAGUGCUAUUCCAGUUACUUAUUCUUUGACCCAGUAGUUCCGGAUUUAAAUCAAACUUUAAAUAAAAAUAGAAAUUUUCACAUAUUUUAGGUGCUGGCUUGCAGGCAUACAUAAAAAAAGGGAAAGCAAACUUUGUGUCUGUCUGCUUAUAUUUGGACAAUAUUUGACAUUUAAAAUUCAUCAUGUGACCAAAGUUCCAUACUUAGCUCACAUGAUGACAAGUGAACAAACUCCAUAAGAACUGAGCAAACUCAAUUUGCUGAUGAAAAUUGAGUUUGCUCAAUUUUGUUUAAAGGGCCGCACAAAAUCUACUAAAUGGACCUUUUAGUUAAGAUUAUUUUGUCAAACUACUGUUCUCAUGGUCAAGAAUGAACUUUCAUGCUCAACAUUUGAGUACUGUUGCUUUUUUUGUAAAAUGAAAAAAAAGGUUUUGUAGAAAAACUGUUUUGGUAUCAGUAGAAAAACUCUGGUAUCAUAUUGACACAUAUUGAAAAUUUUCAAUCAAUUAUCAGCCCUACAACAACGUAACUGAAGGAUGAAAAGCCACAAAGGCAAUGUUAGCUGAUGUAUAUUAUUUCAGAAAAACAAAGAUUACAUAUUUCAUCUGUAGAACAGACAUAAUUUUGGACACUUGUCCUUUUUAUACCUUCAAGAGACAUUGGACUGCACACUAUAUUGCAAAAAUGUGAACUUUAUAGCUUGCAAAAAUUUUGCUGAACUUCACUUUUUCCCUUCCACCACAGCAGUUAACAGAUGGUGCAUCUUACUUCCAUGAAAUGUUUCAUGCAUAUAUAACGCAAUAGUGUUAUCAUUUACCUCACAUACUCAUCUUGUUUUUGUGCUCCAAGAUUCAAAAAUGAUGAUGAACUAGAAGUGUUAAGUUCCCAUUUUCCCUUCCUGAAUGACAGGACUUGAUGAGAUAUGAAUAGAGACAAUACUUUUCUGGGUUGUGUGAUAUGUAGAGUAGAAUGUGUAAUGUUUCAAAGCAUUUAUGGAAGUUUGCUAUUUGUAUCUUGUGAAGGUUUGUGGUUUUACAAGAGAUGUUAGCAAGCCGCUUUUUUUUUUUUUGGUAAUCAUAGCACUUUUUUGUAAAUUGAAUGCCUUUAUUUCCUCCAAUACCUUUUGUUUAAAACCUUUUAUUACAAAUGUAUAGAUGAUGUAUUUAGCUCUUUUAGAGAACAAUAACAUGUAAAUACAAUAUAAAAUGUUUUAUUUUUACAGGUACAAUUUUGACAGUGUUUUUCCUAUCAAAGUGUCAUUUUUGCUUUACUUGCACAAGUGUUCUGUGUAUCUCAUUGAGGGGUCUUUUAACAAAUAAUGUACCUUAAACACAGAUUUUUGUAGGCCUAGUUUUUCGGAAGGUCUUUUUUGACUAUUCAACCACUGGUUUAGGUGAGAGCACAGACAAUAAUUAAGCUUAAACGGAUGGUUAUAUAGCACUUAAUUAUAUCAUCUUGUCAUGGGUUGUUUAAUUAGUUGUUAAAAAGACAAACAAGAUAUAUGUUGAGAUGAUUUUGUCCUCUUCUAUCAUUCUUUUACCUCCGUGUGACAUUAUGGAAAAUUUUUUACUUGAUUUCUUAGUGGUUUCUGUCUGAAAGUUGUUGCAUGAACACAAAUUUUACAAUCAGCUUACUGCAGUUUUAACUUGAUGUAUAAGUAAUAUGGACUGUAUGACAGAAUCCAGGGAUCUGAUGUGGGGGAAAAUAAAAGCAACAGACUGUGGAUCAAAGUUGAAUGAAAAAAAGCUCUACACAUUGGUAUUAGAUCAUGUUCAUAAUUCUAAAGCUAAUCUAAACCGCGAAAACAAAAUAUAGGAAAAACAGACUCUCCCAUAGUCUUGUAGUGACCAGGCGAUAGGAGGUACUCUUCACUGAGAGGCACAGACCUUUAGCAAUUCAUGACAAACUCUAUAAGCUUCAGUGGUACCAGUGAACUUUAUUGAAUGUGUAUGUAAGAAACACUGCAAUACUGCAAUAUAUUUUGGUAUUGGAUCAAGCUGCUAACAUACUUUUAAAGCUCCUUAAGGUGCUACAGACCUCUUUUCUAGUUCUUAAAUGUAUCGUUUGUACAAACAAAGUAUCCAGUUGGCAUGUGUGUGCCUGGUUGUAUUAUAUAGCUCCAUAUAUUUUCCUUGUACUGUGACUUUUGUAGUCUUUUUACAGACUUGCCUGUAAUACCCCCUGCCCCCACCCCACCUCCCCACCUGUGUGUUGUUGGAGUCAUUGAGGGAGAUUGCUCUGAGUGAAGUCACUCAGCAGAGAUGAAGACAUUGGUGCUGAUGCUGAGAAAUCCGACUCCAUGGGAUGCCAUUCAAAAUGAGUUGAAGAAGUUCAGAGACAAACUGCAUUCCAGCAAUGUUGGUUUUGUUAUUUGUUGCAUUUCAACAAUGCCAUCCUGUGACAAUGAUGGACUAAUUUCUAAUUCUCAAUAUUUUACUUCAAAUCUAUUUUACAAACUACUGUUGUAUUUUUAUAAAUAUAGGCCUCAUAAGGCCUAAUAAGUAAUUCAGAUAAACAUAUAUAAGUAAAUAUAUGUGUAUAUGUUUAUAGGUUGUGUAAAAUAAAAAUUAAUGCUGCAGCUUUUAUCUGUUUGUUUUUAAACAUUGACAUCAUCCAAAGAGGCAGAUUAUUUAUUGUCUGGCAGAAUAACCUGAUUUGAUUUACAUACCUUGCUGCUAUGAAAGAGAAGAGCUGCAGUUGUCAACUCCAGUGUUUUUACACAAUGUAAUGAAAGUUCAAUAAACAUAAGAGAAGGAUCCAA